Messenger RNA from Paramecium sonneborni, 1369 nucleotides. NCBI's taxonomy places the organism in Eukaryota, Ciliophora, Oligohymenophorea, Peniculida, Parameciidae. The record is from the annotation of a GenBank genome assembly.
AUGAAAUCAUGGUAGAAUAAGUUAAUAAUUGCAUAAAAAGUGAGAAGAAAUGAUGAUUAUAUUAAUAGAAUUAAGUACUUUGAGAUAAAUCAAUAUUUAUAAACUUAAGUAAUACAAGAUCAUCUAUUAUAUGAAUUUCCAUAAAGUGAAUGCUUUAGUUUAGCCUAGUUGAUUGAAUCAAUGGUACUAAAGUUUAUUAUUUUAGAAAUUCAAUUUCACUAAAAUUUAUAAAGGAUAGUUGUUAAUUAUUAUUUUAGAAGUGCUAUAUCAUCUUUAAAGAUUACAUUAAAACACAAAAUUAUCUCAUGGAAAAUUAAUACCAUAGAACAUUAUUUUCUAAUUAACAAAUGAUCCAAACAGAUAAUUAACAAUCGAAUAGACUAAAUUUUCUAUAAAGUAAGUUUACUUUAUAAAUUAUCAACUUAUUGAAGAUCUUAAUUAUUAAAUAAAUGUAUCUAAAGAUAUUUUAGACAUUGUUGAUUGUUCUAUUGCACUUAUAAAAGCAAUUUAAGAUUAGAAUUGCUAAUUAUUAUAGUACAUUGAAAAAUUUAUGAUAAAUUGUAAAAAUCUUUAAAAUGAGGACAAUUUAGAUACUCUAGUUAAUUUUUUUAAAUUAUAAAUUAAUGAGUAACAAUAUUAUUAUAUUAGAUGUGUUGAUCUAAAAGAGCAAAAAGUAAAAAAAGUGAUAGUUUAUACUUCAUCUGAUUAACUAAAUGUUCAAGCUAUUUAAUGUUAAGAAUUGGAUGAAUGUUUUUUUAAUUUUCUAUAAAAAAGAACUCGAGUAAAAAAUGACAUCUCAAACUUUAUUGAAAGUCUUUUUGAACAGUAAGUGACAAAUAAAAUAAAAUAUCAGAAUAAUAAAAUAAAAAAUGAUGAAUUAUAACAACAACAUUAUGACACCUCUAAAUUAAAUUAGGAUGAAUUGAGGAUUUUUAACAUAUUUGAUUCAAUUAUGAAACAAAACAUGAUGAAAACAAUUUGGGAGAAAUACGGAUAAUUUUUAGAAUCUUAGGAUUCGAUUAAUGAUGAUCAAUUUGAAAAAAUUGUGGAUGCCUUAAAUCAAAAUAAUAAAGCAAUUUUAACUAAUAGUUUAUCACUUGUUUUAUAAGAAUUUAAAAAUGCUAAUAAAAUAAACGAUAUAAUGAAAGAAGAAAUAGAAAAGAAUUAUAAAUUUGAAAUUAAAUACGAUAAGUAAAAAGCAGAAGAUCUAUUUAUUUUGGAAUUAUUAAUUGAAGCAUAAAAUUAUGAUUCAAGGGAUAUUAAAAGCUUUAUUAAUACAAUCAAACUCAAUGUCAAAUAAGAAUUAUAAGAGCAUUAUAAUGAUAUUUUAAUUCUAGAAAUCUUAAAAUUAAUAGAUAAUUUGAUUUGA